AUGAUUGAGAAGGUUAUUCCGCAGCUUAAGAUUUUGAUAUUUCAUCUUGAACUUCAUGAUGAACUCAUCGAAUUUUCCUCUCUGUGCAUAUUUGAAAGUCUCUACCUCAGGAGGCAUCGUGGCGUCAAACCCCCUGGUUACGAAGUAGUCGAAAGUUCAAUAACAAUCAAUGACACAGCGCUUUCGGCUCAAUUGAAGAGCAAGGAUCUCAUCCUAGAUCUCUUCGUAUUCGCUUUAGAAGAUUCAACUUUUCGAAUUCUUAUUGAUGAAUCAAAAGGUACUAUUCGUCAACGCUAUAGGCCACUGGAUUCUCUCAAGGAAAAAGAGCCUAAGCAGCAGAAGUUCAAAAGCAGCAAAACGAACAAAACGGUAUCAGUAAUAGUGACGCAUGAUGACGACCGUGUUGACAUCACUCACAGUCCAUUCCGGAUCGACCUAUACUCUAAGGAUACACUGGUGGUUUCCAUCAACUCUGGAGGACUUCUUAUGGUCGAACCAUUCAAAAAAAAGGUGUUCCUGUCAGAUCGCGAGAAGGGAUAUUGGGAGGAGACUUUCAAAGGCCAUAAAGACACUAAACCCUUUGGUUCAUCAUCUGUUGGUAUUGAUAUAGCUUGGAUUGGAAUGAAUUUCGUGUACGGUUUGCCAGAGCAUGCAGAAUCGUUCGCAUUGCGUGAUACGAGGAACUAUGAGCCUUACCGACUUUACAACCUUGAUGUAUUCGAAUAUGAUCUGAACAGUCCGAUGGCUCUCUAUGGAUCAGUACCCUACAUGGUUGCUCUUAACCCCAAGAGAACUAUUGGUCUUCUGUGGUUGAACGCAGCCGAAACAUGGGUGGACAUCGAGUACACAACAGCUGACAAGGGUAUCCUUGCAAAAGUUGUUGCCGACUCCGAUAUCCAUGCAAAGGAAGUACGGCAAAUUAAUAGUCAUUUCAUAUCGGAGACUGGAGUCAUAGAAGUUUUCGUCACUCUCGGACCUCAGCCACAAGAUUCCGUUCGCCAGCUAGCAACACUUAUUGGAGUCUACUCUCUUCCACCGGAGUUCUCCAUUGCAUAUCACCAGUCACGUUGGAAUUAUAACGAUCAGAAGGACGUCAAAGAAGUUCACGAUGGAUUCGACGAACACGACAUUCCCUUUGACGUGAUGUGGCUAGAUAUUGAGCACACGGACGGCAAACGCUAUUUCACAUGGGAUCCGAGGACUUUCCCGAAUCCAUUGGAGAUGAUAGCAGAUCUUUCCUCAAAAGGCCGUAAAUUAGUCACCGUCGUAGAUCCGCACAUCAAGACAGACAGCGAGUACUUUGUUUACGCUGAAGCCAAGAAAUAUGUAAGUGCAACAUUUUCGUAA
Messenger RNA from Haemonchus placei, 1347 nucleotides. The record is from the annotation of a GenBank genome assembly. NCBI's taxonomy places the organism in Eukaryota, Metazoa, Nematoda, Chromadorea, Rhabditida, Trichostrongylidae.